Messenger RNA from Myxocyprinus asiaticus (Chinese sucker), 7553 nucleotides. Its product is annotated as prostaglandin F2 receptor negative regulator-like. The transcript has 9 exons. The coding region runs from base 82 to 2670 and encodes 862 amino acids. The record is from RefSeq and is a predicted model, not a curated record. NCBI's taxonomy places the organism in Eukaryota, Metazoa, Chordata, Actinopteri, Cypriniformes, Catostomidae.
GUCUGUCUCUCGUGCAGUCCGCGUUAAGCUCAUUUCAGGAAUAAACCAAAGCAAUACACGGACUGCACGCGCCUUCACGACAUGGGAAAGACUCGAGCCCUGAUCCUGUUGUGUGCCGCUGUCGGUUUAUGCCACUGCAGAGUGGUGACGGUGCCUAAGGGCCCCCUGCUCCGUGUGGAGGGCGAGCUGCUGUCUCUUCGCUGUGAUGUAUCAGACUACGAAGGCCCUAAAGAGCAGGAAUUUGAAUGGACAGUGACACGAGGGACUGAAACCGUCAAUGUGAUUUCAACAUUUGACCCUACAUUCCCGGACCGCUCAAUUAAGGACCGAAUACGCAGUGGGGACAUUAGUGUGAUUCGACUGGGUGACAAUGCAGUGGAACUAAGAAUCAAAGAUGCUCGGAUUACAGACAGCGCCACUUACAGAUGCAGUACUCCAAGCACAGACUCAAUUAUUAAUGGGAACUAUAAUGCUGCUGUCAAACUGCAAGUUGUUCCUAAUAGUCUAAUUGUGGCACCUGAGGCCCCAAACUCUGUUGUUCCUGAGGGUGGAUCCAUCAGGCUCCUUUGCAACGUCUCUCGUAACCUGAUCGAGGGAAUUUACGUGUCUGUUACCUGGUUGGUCAAGGAGGGACAAUUUGUACUGAAGGAAUUACUCACCUUUGGUCCUGAUUUGGGUGUGACGGUUGGAGUCAACUCCAUGCAACGCUACAAAGAUGGUGGAAUACGUCUAGAAAUGGGAAACAGUGUAUCUCACAGUCUUGUGCUGUCCGGAGCUCUGCCAGAAGAUGAGGGGAUGUAUGUGUGUAAGGCUGGACUGUGGACGAGAGAGCAGGGUGCCUGGAAGAGGAUUCAGGAGAAAUCGAUGGAGAUGGGGGAAGUUGCCGUCACCCCUACAGCGAACUCCCUCAGUGUUGAAGUCCAGGAUGGCACUACGUUGUCAACGGAAGAUUCUGUACUCCUCACCUGUUCGAUUACGACUGACGACGUGCCCACAUUUGACCUGGAAGUGACGUGGCUGUUGAAUACCACCCUUGUGUUGGCGCACAUGGAUCGUGACGGCGUGCUGACCAACACGUCUGAUGUUGUGGAUGUGAGACGGUUGGGGAAAUGGGAUUUCCAGAUAAAGAUUCACAGCACGGACAUGUCUGACGUAGGACUUUAUUCAUGUAAAGUGAGCGCAUGGCUACAGCACAACCAUGGAGAAUGGUACAAGGCUGCAGAGAAGAUAUCUGCCCCCGUGCGAGUUCAUGUAACUAAGCAAAAUUACACUGUUGUUCUCAACGCACCUGUGACGGCAAAGUUCUCAGGUGACCCAACAGAGUUGGAAUGCAAAGUUGUGAACAAGUCCAACCUUCACAAUGUACGACUAGGAGUGUCGUGGUUAUACAAAGGAACUCUGCCUGGAGUUGACCCGGCAACUGCUCAAACAAUUGCGUUAUUGGAUGAAAAUGGAACCCUUGUACCAGGAAAGUCAUACAAGCGUCGCAUAGAGGUGGGACAUAUCACAGCUUCACGAACAGAACCUUACACGUUCAAGCUCCGUCUCCUGCACACAAUGGACACAGACACUGGAGAAUACUCUUGCACCGUCACAGCAUGGAUUCUGUCUCGUCAUGGGAACUGGAAAAAGGUUGCAGAGUUCCUGACCCCUGGACUCAAAGUCAGCUUUGCUAACCAGCCAGGCCCUGUCCUCGGUGUAGUGGCCCGACGUCUUCGAGAAGCGACGGCUGCCGGAUCGACAUUUGAGAUGAGCUGCCAGGCCAACGCUCAAAACCUCCCGCAAGGAGUCGGUUUUUCCAUUCUUAUCUUAUUUGAGAAGGCCGUAGGGUCACCCAGCCACAAACUGGCCUCAUUGGGUCCAGACAUGGUUCUUCGAUUGGAGGACUUGGGUGAACCGGGUCGACGGAACAGCUUGAUGCUGGUGAAGACUGGGAAGAAGGAGUUCCAAUUCCGUAUUCAAGGGGUGCAGGUGACUGAUCGUGGGUUCUACUCAUGUGAGAUGAGAGUCUGGACGAAGCAACUUGGUGAAGACUGGGUGGAGAUGGCCAAAGGAGUGUCCAAUAAGGUUCAGAUCGCCUUCGAGCACAAAGGUCCAGUAUUUGAUGUAUCCAUCGGUUCUGACACAACGAGUGUUAGCCCCUGGGAAACCACCAAGAUGGAGUGUGAUGUGAGUGUUACCGGCACGUCCCCUGCUACAGAAGAUGUAGCGUAUGAGAUGAAGUGGUUUCUGAGUCGAUUGAGGGGUUCGAACAGCCCCUUGCUGCUAGCCAGUAUGGAUCGCUGGGGCGUUGUGCGCAAAAUACCGCGCAAUGACAGCAGUGACUGUAGCCUGGAGCGUCUGGGACCCCAAGCUUUCACCCUGAAUAUCCACAGCACCCAGGACAGCGAUGCCGGCGAGUAUCACUGUACUGCCACACCAUGGAUACGAUCAACUGCCACAGGGGCCUGGAGCAAAGCGCCAGAGGUGACCUCAAAGAGAGUCUUCCUGAACGUGAAGUUCGCAUUGUGGGACUCAAUGAAGCUGCCUUUGCUGUACGGGAUCUGUGCUUCAGUGACUGUGGGUGUCAUUUCCCUCGUCCUGGGUCUGAUCUGUGCUCACUGCUGCUGUAAAAACACUACACCUACACCACGCUCUCGCAACAAACUCAUGGAGCUGGAGAUGGACUGACAAGCACAGUGUUGAAAUAGCUUCCCCCUUCCCAAAUGGACACCAUGGUGACAAUUAAACAAACAAGCGAAGCAUCGGAGAUGAAGUACUGUUACUUUUUACGCACGGCUGGAAGGGACAACCGUAGGAAAUGGGAGCUACACUCUCAGAGGAAAUAACUACUGUAAAAGCGGCAACUGCCUGGGCGACAUUACAGACUUUAUUGCACUAAACAUAUUGUUCUAUCAGCAGGAACACGUUUUUUUUGUUUGUUUUUUUUUUGUUUUUUUUGGAUUAAUGGAAGUUUCUUCAAUGUCACUACAGUUUUAAAUGGAAAAAAAAGAAGUAUUUUACGAGAUACCUACCAAGUUUUCUCAAAAUUGAACGAUUGUUUUACACUACAUCAAUGCUCCAAAGAGCCUAUCUGCUUUCACAUCAGGGUUAAAAAUACUAGUUUAUACUUUUAGACAGUUAGACGCAAGUUAUAAACUUUAAAGAUACUACUUUAUACCACAAUUCUUCUAAGUAUGGUGCUACUCCCCUUUCGUAAGACAUUUGGAAGAGCUGAAGCUCUGUAGAAUGUGAGUAAAAUGAGCUUAUUUUUUUGUCCUUGAUUUUGUGACACAAUGUUAAUGUGUCAGACUUUAUGCACUGUUCGGUCUUAUUGUGCUACAAAUCUUGAUCAAAACUGAUCGGUCUAAACUGACCAUGUAAUUGAAUGAAAGUUUGAGUGAAUGGCCGACUGGUUAGUUGCCAUGGUUAAGGUAAUGAAAUGUUGACUUGUAGGCAAAAAAACGUACUCUUUGCAAAUGGGCCAACGCAUUGUAAGCGCCCCAUUGAACAUACUUAACACACACGCUAUAGCAUUACUGUAUCGGUAACAAACCUCAGUACUCAAGGGGGCAAUAGAGUUUUCUUCAAAUGUCUGUGCAAUUAAACAGUAUGUGUUACUAUUCAGGUAGCUAGCUGUGAACAUGUCAACAAUUUAUAGAUUGACUAAGUUUAACUAACUUAAAUUUCUUAACUAUUCAAUCGGCUAGAUAUAGAGAGCAAAAUAGUGUCCGCCUUGGUUCCGUGUGUAUUUUUCCCAUUCAUUUUUUUUCCAUAGGGAUUUCAUAAAAUCGUUUUAAGCCAUGAACCAAACCAACCAGCUCUGGGGUGAAUCACAACAUUACAAACUUUGAUUUGAAGCAAAAAAGUAUUUGAAAAUCAGACAAAAGAUCAAGGGACAAGACUGUGUACUUAACAUCUUUAACAAAGGAAUGAACUACAAUUCCAUGAAGUAUUAUGAAUGAUGUAAUCUAAUUUAAAAGUGAAAAAUAUAAAACUAUUGAUUUAAAGUUGUUCAUUGCUAAAUAUUCAGAUAUAUACAAAUAUACAAGUAGUUUGAGACUGUUGGGAGAGUGACUCGAUUGCAUCAUUCACAUUUUUGCAGAGCUCUUUUUGCACGCUUUGUUGACUGCUAUUCUCUUAUUGAUGGAUUGUUUCCCUUCAGGAUAAUGGGAAGUGUAUUUCUUCACCAGAAAUUCCACUAAUAAACACACAUUUUUCAAAAUAAAGUUUAAAUAAUGUGGACUGAUUGCUCCAACAGAAGCAUAUACCAUCGGUUUUAUCGUUUAUCAAAGUUAUCUUUAAAAAUCAAUUCACCUAUGGAAAAAAAUUAUGGGAUUUUUACUUUCGGAACUCUGAUUUUAUCUGACUUUGAAUGCUUUUCAAAAAUGCUUUUCCAGUAAUCACCAAUGACUGGAAAAGUAAUGGAAAAGUCUUGAAAUUUCAUUGGUCAAAAAGGGUGGGAACCAAGCAUUUGCAUUCAUGUACUUGAGCAUAGACUAUGUUUUGGCUCAUUGACUGCAAUUGAGGUCAAGGUUUGGUUAGUAUGGACUUGUGCCUUGGGCCUGCUUUUAAAGGUUUUCUCAGCAUUUUGUACCUUCUCCAUCACAAGGACAACAAAGCCCUAUUCACACGAAAGAGCCCUGAUAGUAGAGAUUUACAGUGCUCGCAAGGCAGUAUGGCACUGCAAAAAAAUUAUUUUCUUAGUAUAAAUAUUUAAACGUUUCAACCUGGUCUCACUGAAUCUUGUUACUAUAGCUGUACUUUUGCGUGGCUUGUAUGUAUCGCAUGGUGUCCUGGUGAAAUUAACACUAGAGGCACUACAGCAAUUACUUUUAUUCACUUUCCCACAAAUCAGAAGUAAAACAUCAGAUUAUCAGUUCAUAAACCCUUACUUUUUUCUUUGUUCCUCACGCAAUGCUGUCUUAUGACAUCUAAACACUUUUACAAUAGUGCAUGACUUGUAAGGCGAUAUACUUUAGCAUUUCCAUAACCAACUGCAUUCACAAGCUUGUUUGAGUGUAAUCGAAUUGUGCGGUAGCUCAGCUCAUAGUGUUGCACUUGUGAUGCAUGCUCUUCAGGACUCAUACCCCGGUCCUUAGCAAGUCAACACGUAAGCUGAAAGUGUCAUAGAAGCACCUAAAAUGAAGUGGUUGCUUCAGCGCUUGUUUUUUGUUUGCUUUCUCUGACACAAUCGGGUAGGUUUAGGGUUGGGAGGUAGUUUUUUUUAAUUUAUUAUUAUUUAUUUAAAACUCGAUAGAGCAUUAACCUUAAAAAAAAAACCUCAUCCGUUUGGGAGAACAUUGAACUCUCUUUUAGCGCCACACAGAAGACAUUUCACCUCGUGACUGCAGUGAUGCAUUUUAGGAGCCACAUAAUAUAAUUUGGCAAAAAUGUCAACACAGUCAUGCAGUUUUAAUGAGAUCAGGCUGAAAUGUCUUUAAAGGUGCACUAAAUAAUUGUUUUGCUAAUUGCUCAAAUUUUAAAAGGGAAAUAAUUAUACAAAAUAGUGUAAGAUUUUUACACUUGUUUUCAGAGAAUACAUAUUGAAUUAUGUUUAUUUUUCUUAACCAUUGGCAAAUAGUCUUUCACUAAAUUUUAAUAGAUGUAUUGUAUGCUUUAAACAAACAAACAAACAAAGAUUUGCCCCAUAUGUGUUCUUGGAUAGUGUUUGGCAGAUAUAUACUAGAGCUGCAUCUGGAUAAAUCUGGUUUUAUAUGUUUGUGAGAUAUUGCAGACAGAAAAGGCUUUCAUUUACAAUAGAUGCAUAUGUUGUUGCUAUGGAUUCAUGUUAUUGUUUUUUUUUUUUGUUUUUUUUACUAUUUAGAACAUAUUUUUUGACAUACAGUGGGGUCCAUAAGUCUGAGAUCACUAGUGGAAAACAUACAUGAAUUUCAGUAUUCUGACAUUUCUUAUUCAUGUUGCAUCACUGCAUCAUUAUUUUUUCUGUGUUUUCAGUUGUUCCUAAAACUUCUACAACUUUAAAAGGUGUAAAUUACAUUUUGAAUCCCAGAUUUUCAUUGUGGGCUUUUGGGACCCCAUUGUAGUUUUAUUUAUUUAUUUUUUUCCCAACAGCACAUUUGUACUAAAUUCUGUAUAACUGUGCCAUAUAUUUUUUUCCAUGUUUCAAUAAGGAUUUUUAAGACCUCUUCAGCUCUCAAAGGAAAUUACAGUAAAUGUUUUCUAUAUGACGUUUCAUUAUCCUGUUUUUUUUUUUGGUCAUAAUUUUCCCUCUCGUUGAGAAAUCUUUGCUGUCUUCUGCUAUAAUUGCUGCUGAUUGGCUGUGUGUGAUUGGAAAGACGUUUGCCGCUUGUGACAGGCAGUUUGUGCUCGCUCUGUUUCAGCUUGCUCCACUUUUCUCUUUCUUGCAUUUCUUUUUUUAGCUACAGUCUGCUGCUGUUCUUGAAGUCACUCUAACCUCGCUAUUUGUCAUUGUCAGUUACAUGUGUUAUUAUGAGUUGAGGCAGGGAACACAGCGUGAAAAUAUGUUAAAAACACUGUAGCUGUACCAUGGUACAGUGAUGGUAUCAGUUGGUAAUACCAUACUCUGAUAUAUAUAUAUAUAUAUAUAUAUAUAUAUAUAUAUACACACACACACACACACACACACACACACACACAGUUUAAGACGUUUACAUACACCUUAGCCAAAUACAUUUAAACUCAGUUUUUCACAAUUCCUGACAUUUAAUCGUAGAAAACAUUCCCUGUCUUAGGUCAGUUAGGAUCACUAUUUUAAGAAUGUAAAAUGUCAGAAUAAUAGUAGAGAGUAUUUCAGCUUUUAUAUCUUUCAUCACAUUCCCAGUGGGUCAGAAGUUUACAAACACUUUGUUAGUAUUUGGUAGCAUUGCCUUUAAAUUGUUUAACUUAGGUCAAGGUUCUUCCUUGCUGAGCAGCCUCUCAGGUUAUGUCGAUAUAGGACUCAUUUUACUGUAGAUAUAGAUACUUGUCUACCUGUUUCCUCCAGCAUCUUCACAAGGCCCUUUGCUGUUGUUCUGGGAUUGAUUUGCACUUUUCGCACCAAACUACGUUCAUCUCUAGGAGACGGGAUGCAUCUCCUUCCUGAGCAGUAUGAUGGCUGCAUGGUCCCAUGGUGUUUAUACUUGCGUAGUGUUUUGUGUACAGAUGAACGUGGUACCUUCAGGCAUUUGGAAAACUGGUCCACAAUUUUUUUUCUGAGGUCUUGGCUGAUUUCUUUUGAUUUUCCCCUGAAUGUCAAGCAAAGAGGCACUGAGUUUGAAGGUAGGCCUUAAAAUACAUCCACAGGUACACCUCCAAUUCAGUACACCUCCUAUCAGAAGCUAAUUGGCUUAUUGUCGAAAAGCUUGACAUCAUUUUCUGGAUUUUUCCAAGCUGCUUAAAGGCACAGUUAACUUGGUGUAUGUAAACUUCUGACCCACUGGAAUUGUGAUAUAGUCAAUUAAAAGUGAAACAGUCUGUCUGUAAACAAUCGUUGGAAAAAUUACUUGUGUCAUGCACAAAGUAGAUGUCCUAAACGACUUGCCAAACUGUAGUUUGCUAAUAUGAAAUCUGUGGUGGUUAAAAAAAUGAGUUUUAAUGACUUUCAACCUAAG